AUGAAUAGGCUCGCAAGUGUCGCAGCAGACUCAGUCGGAGCCGCUCGAUGUAUUUCCAUCAAGAAGUACCCCGACGGCAUGUUCAAUAAAGCAUUCCUCAUGUCUAUGGACAAUGGCCGGGAAGUCAUAGCCAAGGUGCCUAACCCAACUGCUGGCGUUCCACACUUUACAACUGCCAGUGAAGUCGCCACGAUGGACUUCGCCAGAAAAAUUCUUGAUACACCAGCGCCUCGCGUAUACGCAUGGAACUCGCAAGCAAGAUCGCACCCUAUUGGGGCUGAAUUUAUCAUCAUGGAGAAAAUUGAAGGUGUUCCGCUGUCACAAGUCUGGAGCACGAUGACAUUACCCCAGAAGCUUCAACAUUACGGCAGCUUGUACUACACGAGAGAUAUGCAGCCACCCACAGGCAACUACUACGUCAAAGAUGACCCGCAUAACCCCGAACAGAUUACGGGUAUCAUCGACUGGCAGUCUUGUCACAUCUCGCCCCUCUUCAACCACAAUCCCGAUCCAGCCUUCCUCGACUGGGAUGGUCUUGAGCCUGAGACGCUCAAUCUGGCCCCACGGCCGAAACUCUCCGGGCUUUCACCGGAAGAACGGUCCGCGGCUGUGCAUGAGUAUACCAUCCAAAACGUGUUCAUUGGAUGGCGGAAACUCAUGCAUGUCAAAAACCCAGAUCUAUAUCGAGUAGUCGAAUUCCGAAAGACGGCUGCAUACGGGCUGAUAUUUCUUGCCCACCGAAUGUUCGAAUACGGCGAGGCACACUUCCAAUCGCUUCUGGUCGACCUUAAGGACACGUGGGCGGACUUACCUGCCGUCACCAGCGACAUCCCGUUUCCGUUCGACUUUUCGGAGGCAGAUUUCGAGCAUAUCAAACUGGAUAGCGAUGGUGCUGUAGCAGGAACCGAGCUUGUUGCGGAGGUCAAGGGGAGGAUGGGCGAUCUGUGGCCGGACAAAGGCUUUAUCGAGCACGAGCGAUAUGAUGAUUGCAAAGCUGCCCUCCACGAAAUCGAAGAUCAGAUAUUGGAGCACUUGGCUGAAACUGACGAGGAAAGGGCUGAGUACGAGCGUCAUUGGCCAUUUGAAUGA
Messenger RNA from Aspergillus nomiae NRRL 13137, 1089 nucleotides. RefSeq lists its product as uncharacterized. The record is from RefSeq and is a predicted model, not a curated record. Bases 1 to 1089 code for a protein of 362 amino acids. The transcript has 4 exons. NCBI's taxonomy places the organism in Eukaryota, Fungi, Ascomycota, Eurotiomycetes, Eurotiales, Aspergillaceae. Gene Ontology annotation, cellular component: mitochondrion.